GGUUGGUUCAUCACUUUGUUACAUUUGGCUUAUGUAUCAUUGUCAUGCUCUAACAUGUUUUGCCUUUUUCCCUUUACGAGUGUUUGACUAUUGGUUAUUUCUACAGUAUAUACAUAUACAUAUAAUCUUAUCUAUCUCAUUUAAAAGUUUCCACCAUAAUGGCUUGUGGGCAUAUCUGGGUUUUCACCAUUACUCAAUUAUAGUACGUGGUGGUGAGAAAAGUUAAGAGACUUUGAAUGAUGUAAGCUUGAACAAUUGGGCAAAGCAUGAAGAUGGGUGCAAUCAUUUGUGACCCAUGUCAUCAAAAUACUUUUUGUCUUAUACCUUUCUUUACUUUCGGUUAAAAAGAGUGAAAUAUUCUCAGUUUUUUAUUUUUAUGAGUUUGGUCCCUUUUCACCCCAUGAGAUUAAGAAGGCGGAGGCAAUGCUUUCCUUCUUGCUCUUCCCAUCACAGAGUUGACGAGGAUGAAACUUACUGGAGACAAAAGAAGGGAGAUGAGGAGUUGGAGUGGUCACAUGAUUCCACUCACGUAAUAGCGCAAUUAGCUCAAUGUUUUACAAAUGUUAUGGGCGGACCGAGGUCAUGGAUUGGAGGACUAUUUAGCCGGUCAGGCAAUAAGCGUGAGAAGUACCUCGACUACAGGUUGAGCCCUCUUCAGGAACAAAGACUUCAAAGGCUUCAAGAGCGAUUACAAGUUCCAUUUGACGAGACUCGUCCUGAUCAUCAAGAAGCUUUAAGAACACUGUGGCUUGCUGCCUUUCCUGAUAUUACUCUGAAGGGUUUGAUCUCGGAGCAAUGGAAAGAGAUGGGGUGGCAAGGUCCUAAUCCAUCCACUGACUUUAGUGAAUUGGUCUACGUAGGGGUUGCGGAUAUAUUUCCCUUGAGAAUCUGCUAUUUUUCGCCAGGACUUAUCCGGUUAUUAUUAAAGCAAGAUGGGAAGCGAGCAACAUGGGAGUAUCCAUUCGCUGUUGCGGGAAUAAAUGUAUCAUUUAUGUUGAUUCAGAUGCUGGAUUUAUACUCAGCAAAGCCAAAAUGCAUUCCAGGAAUCAAUUUCAUGAAAUUAUUAGGAGAAGAUGAGGAAGCAUUUGAUGUGCUAUAUUGUUUAGCAUUUGAAAUGAUGGACGCUCAGUGGCUGGCUAUGCAUGCUUCCUACAUGGAGUUCAAUGAGGUUCUACAAGUCACGCGAACGCAAUUGGAAAGAGAGCUUUCUUUAGAAGAUGUACACAGAGUACAAGACUUACCGGCUUACAAUCUGUUGUACCAGUAAGUAAGUACGUAGCUUUUGGAGUGACUGACCUCUUUGGAAGCCAUAAAAGAUGAUGAUUUUGAGAAUUAGUAAUUUCAAUGACAUGAAGACAUAGAGAUGAGAGAUUGUAUAGAAAUGGAUUAUGGAUUUGAAUGUCUAGGUCACCCCUUGAAUAAUUGUGAGGAGAUCUAGUUGUGAUAUAUGAAUCAGCCAAGGAUUGAAUUAGAUUCUACUAUUUGAUGUAUCACCGAACUUGUAUUAUAGAAGUUGAGCAAAUUUUCUAGGUUGGUAUAGUUGAAGGAACAACAUGAUAUGGGAAUAUCUCUUGUUUUGGUUUGUAUUAUAUUCUCUAGUCUCUGCAAAACAUGCUACUUCCCCUAAA
Messenger RNA from Cannabis sativa, 1628 nucleotides. RefSeq lists its product as uncharacterized. The transcript has 10 exons. Bases 296 to 1267 code for a protein of 323 amino acids. The record is from RefSeq and is a predicted model, not a curated record. Lineage: Eukaryota; Viridiplantae; Streptophyta; Magnoliopsida; Rosales; Cannabaceae.